Messenger RNA from Gossypium arboreum, 669 nucleotides. RefSeq lists its product as uncharacterized. The record is from RefSeq and is a predicted model, not a curated record. Bases 1 to 669 code for a protein of 222 amino acids. The transcript has 2 exons. NCBI's taxonomy places the organism in Eukaryota, Viridiplantae, Streptophyta, Magnoliopsida, Malvales, Malvaceae.
AUGUCAAACUAUGUGAAAUUUAUGAAAGACAUAUUAUCAAAGAAGCAUAGAUUGAGAGAAUUUGAGACUGUUGCUCUCACUAAAGGGUGCACAAUAAUGUUGAAAAAUAAACUAUCUCCAAAGUUGAAGGACCCAGGGAGUUUCACUAUCACAUAUUCCAUUGGAAACCAUUAUGUUGGUAAGGUGUUAUGUGAUUCAGGAGCAAGUAUAAAUCUAAUGCCUAUGUCUAUUUUCAAGAAGCUAGAAAUUGGUAAAACAAGAUCUAUUAUGGUGACUUUGCAAUUAGCUGGUCAAUCCUACACCUGUCCAGAAGGUAAAAUUGAGGACGUACUGGUAAGAGUGGAUAAAUCUAUUUUUCCUACUGAUUCCCUUAUUUUAGAAUUUAAAGUUGAUCAAAAUAUGCCAAUUAUCCUUGGAAGGUCUUUUCUUACUACAGACAGAACUUCUAUUGACCUACAGAAAGGUGAACUGACCAUGAAGAUAAUACGUGAAUCAACGGUGAUUACCAGAAGAGGUCCAAGAGGCCGUGGCCGAGGCCGCGAAAGUUUUAGGGAUGGAUCAUCGACAUUGGGCCAUAUGCCCAAUGUUGGGGUAGGAGAGCCUUUGGCCUCACCCAUGGCUGAGACUAAACUAUAUGAUCGGGCCGCGGGGGAUGAUGCAUUGUCCUAG